AUGACCAAGGAAAUUACCAUUAGAGACAGUGAAGGUCGUAAGAUUACUCAAUACGUGGAGUAUGAAUGGCGACCAAUGUUCUGUGAGAAGUGCAAAAAGCUUGGCCAUCAGUGUAAAGAACCGGUCAAAGUGAUUGAAAAGAAGUGGAUGCCCAAACCAACAAAACCUGAAAUAGUUCACGAGGGUACCUCCACUAUGCCCAAAGAAAGUGCACAAGAAGCUACUAUCACACCACAGAAAAUAGAUGGUAGUUAUGCUGAGGAAGGUAAUGAUGAUACUUGGAUCAAGGUGGCCACUAAUCGUGAAAGAGGUAAAACUAUCUACACUGCACCUUCUAAUAGGGUGGACUGUCUGAAUGGAUUUGAAGCACUAGGAAUUUUGAAUGAUUCUCUAGUGUCUGAUGUUGAUCCAUUGCAAGAUGAACAGGGCAGUUUCAUGUAUUACCUUACUGCAGUGUAUGCACAUAACCAUUUGGCUCAGAGGAGGAUUCUUUGGAAGAAUAUAGAGCAUAUCUUUAUUACCAUCCAGGGACCUUGGUGCAUACUUGGUGAUUUUAAUAAUGUGAUGAAUGCCCAGGAUAGGAUGGGAGGAAGGAUGGUUAGUGAAGCUGAGUAUAAAGAUCUUCAUGAGAUGUUGACUCACACAGGUCUUAGUGAAAUGCAUAGCAGUGGGGAUCAUUUUACUUGGAGCAAUAAACAUGCUUCUGAGCCAAUCUACUCCAGAAUUGACAGAAUGCUUGGUAACACUGCCUGGUUCCAGUCCACUAGUGACAAGAUUCUGAAAUGUUUGCCUCCCAAUGUAUCUGACCAUGCCUUACUGUGCUUUAUGAAUAACACUAAGAGAAAGUGCAAGAGUAGAAGAUUUAAAUUCUACAAUUGUAUCACUGAUCUUGUUGGUUUUCAGGAUGUGGUGAAGCAGAGUUGGAAUGUACCUAUUUUAGGAACAGCAAUGUACAUUCUAUGGAAUAAGCUCCAAAGGCUGAAACCUGUUUUGACUCAGUUUAGUAGCAACAUUUCCAAUAUGAGUCUCCAGCUGAGGAAUGCUAGAACUGAGCUUAAUGAGGCCCAAAAUGACCUGAAUCAGAACAGAAUGGAUCCUGUAGGCAUUUUGAAGGUUAAAGAACUGACUGAAAAGGUUAUCCAGCUGAAUUCCUUUGAAGAUAGUAUGCUUAGGCAAAAAUCUAAGAUUGAAUGGUUGACUAAAGGAGAUAGUAAAUCUGCCUAUUAA
This is a messenger RNA of Vicia villosa (hairy vetch), 1227 nucleotides long. RefSeq lists its product as uncharacterized. The coding region runs from base 1 to 1227 and encodes 408 amino acids. The transcript has 2 exons. Lineage: Eukaryota; Viridiplantae; Streptophyta; Magnoliopsida; Fabales; Fabaceae. Gene Ontology annotation, molecular function: catalytic activity. The record is from RefSeq and is a predicted model, not a curated record.